UGGGUGGAGACUAGUCCCUGGGCUACGGCCGCUGCUACACAAACACACGACGACGCUGCUGCUGCUGCUGCUGCUGCUGCUGCUGCUGCUGCUGCUGCCUCUUGCUCCCUCCGUGGGCAACUCCUACUACUGCUGGGCUGGGCUGGGCUGGGUUGGGCGGGCGGCGCCAGGCUGCUGCACAGACCAGUUCGAGAGAGACAGGGGAAGCAGUUCCUGCCCAAGCUUCUGAUCAGCCAAGCCACGUCUGUCAGUGAGCUUCAGGCUUUCAGAAUUCAAAAGAGUGUCUGAAAAACCCCCUCGAGCACUCCAAUGGCCAGCAACAACACCGCCAGCAUAGCACAAGCCAGGAAGCUGGUAGAACAGCUUAAGAUGGAAGCCAACAUUGAUAGGAUAAAGGUUUCCAAAGCAGCUGCAGACUUGAUGGCCUACUGUGAGGCACAUGCCAAGGAAGACCCCCUGCUGACCCCCGUCCCAGCCUCCGAAAACCCAUUUCGAGAGAAGAAGUUCUUCUGUGCCAUCCUUUAAGUUUCCAGGCGGAGGCUGAAGAGCCUCGGGGUUCCCGGGACAUUGGCGUAAUGUUUCUAUCAAAGUGGGCACCUUUCUCGUCCACGGCAUUUAAAGAGAGAGAGAAGAACCAUCCUGGAAACUCCAGGCUGUGCAUGUUUAAAGAACUGGUCCCCUUAGGCAAAUGAAAGCCGAUCCACUUCCCGACUUAAAAGAUCUGAUUCUGCAGACCUGCCUGGAGGAGGGGAAUGUAUAAAAAAUAAAAUUGGUGUCACUUCUUUUCUGCUAUCCCCUCCCCACCUUACUUUUUCUGCUUCAUAUUUAAAAAUAAAAAUAAACAUUGAAAAAGA
This is a messenger RNA of Dipodomys ordii (Ord's kangaroo rat), 854 nucleotides long. It is a transcript of the gene Gng2, whose product is annotated as guanine nucleotide binding protein (G protein), gamma 2. Gene Ontology annotation, biological process: G protein-coupled receptor signaling pathway. Gene Ontology annotation, molecular function: G-protein beta-subunit binding. The transcript has 4 exons. The coding region runs from base 310 to 525 and encodes 71 amino acids. Gene Ontology annotation, cellular component: heterotrimeric G-protein complex. Lineage: Eukaryota; Metazoa; Chordata; Mammalia; Rodentia; Heteromyidae. The record is from RefSeq and is a predicted model, not a curated record.